AUGAUGGAAACUGAAUCUAAAGCUGAUACUGCUUCUUUGGCAAAUAAAUUUGAAGUUGUAGAUAUCAAUGACUACGAAGCUGAAUCGUCAGAACCUAUUGUUCCUCAUGAGAGGCAAAUUGUCGACGAUGUUAUAGCAAUUUGGAAACAAGAUCCUUCUACAGAAACCUUGGGUAUAGGUAAAUUACAUGCGAUGGUAAAAGGGCGUCAUCCGAAUUGGUCUGUGUCUGAAAAACGAGUCAAAACGUUGUUGAAAAAUUUUGGUUUGUUGACUAAUAAUGCCAAUCAACAAUUUACGUACGCUAACGAGAUUAAAUCACUAAACACACCUGAUAUUGACCUCCCAGAGAAAGUACACAUUGUAAUGACGGCCAAGAGAGGUAAAGGGUUGUAUGCAAAAAAUAAGAUUUCGAAAGGUGAUUUAAUAUGGGAAGAAUCUCAGCUAUUUUAUAUUGCGCCAUUGGCAAAUGUAAACCUCAUCAAAGGUGGCAAGGCUUGUUCUUAUUGCGGAAAAUUGCUUACACAAUCAAGCAGUAAUGCUGGUAUAUCUGUCUUGAAGGGAUUAGAUUGUAAUGUUUGUUCUGAGAUUUGGUGUUCUCAAACUUGUAAAAAGAUUGAUUCUCAGUUGCAUGGGAUGUUAAAACAUAAUUUAUACAACCCAAAUUCAAGUGGAGGUUCGAAGAAAUUGAUCAAUGCAAAUGCAUAUUUAGAGUUGCAAGAUUAUUGUUUAAAAGAACAAUGGAAUGCAUUGUACGCCAUUACAAUUAUUUAUGCUAAUAUCAUUACUGAUAAGUCUGGCAUAAAAGGAAAACAAUUUAGAGCGAUGGCAAGAGUAUCACAAGAUGUUAGGUAUAAGGCUUUGAAUUCAUCAGCUGGUGCGUUUGACAAUUUACAAGGUGGUGCCUUGUUUGUUGGAGAACAACAAGAAAAGUUAUGGAAAGAUGGUUAUAAUAGAUUUAAAAAUGUCUUUCCUAAAUCAGUAGAUAAUGGAGAUAUUUCCUAUCAAGAAUUUAUGUACAUGAUGGGUACGUACAACAUCAAUAAUUUGGAUUCUUGUAUCUAUCUUACUCAGUCGCAUUUGAACCACAAUUGUGAUCCAAAUACUAAUGUUGAGACCUCGACUACGGUAAGAACCAAUGGACUCAAGGUAUUUGCAGCAAGAGAUAUAAGAGCUGGCGAAGAAUUAACUACCACAUAUGUGAAUCCAGCGUAUACUGUCCAACAGAGACAAAGAGAAUUGCGAGUUAAUUGGGGGUUCAUGUGUGGAUGUCAGAAAUGUAAGGAAGACUUAAAAUGCCAGCAACGAAGAAAAUCAAGUUCUGCACCGGCUGCUAAGGAUGAUAAAGGAAUUAGAGAAAUGUUGAUGGAUACGAAAAAGGAAAUUGGUGACCAAGAAAUUGAGUUAGAAAUUCCUAGUAGUUACGAUGGCGAAAGAAGAAAAUCUGUUAGAUUUGAUGAAAAGGUUAUAGCUGUCAGCGAAUAG
Debaryomyces hansenii CBS767 is the source of this 1482-nucleotide messenger RNA. Its product is annotated as S-adenosylmethionine-dependent methyltransferase. Lineage: Eukaryota; Fungi; Ascomycota; Pichiomycetes; Serinales; Debaryomycetaceae. The coding region runs from base 1 to 1482 and encodes 493 amino acids. Gene Ontology annotation, molecular function: protein binding. The record is from RefSeq and is a predicted model, not a curated record. The transcript has a single exon.